Messenger RNA from Protopolystoma xenopodis, 1254 nucleotides. The record is from the annotation of a GenBank genome assembly. NCBI's taxonomy places the organism in Eukaryota, Metazoa, Platyhelminthes, Monogenea, Polystomatidea, Polystomatidae.
AUGUCGUUUGUGGGCGCGCACCUUUUCGAUAUUAAACGUUUCAUAGGCAGUGGCUGUCACUCCGUGGUGUUUGAGGCUGUAAAAAAAGAUGGGUUGGAUGCCAAUACCAAAUAUGCCCUGAAGAGAUUCUUCCUCGACAAUCAAUCUGCCUUCCGCUGUGUCCAGCGAGAACGACGUAUUCUUGAGAGACUGGCGAAACUUGAUCAUCAAUGUGCCUUUCUUCCAGUCCUCUUCUACAGUUUUUGUCAGCAGGGCGUUUUCGUCUUUGUUCUACGAGAGGGCUGUGGCCGCGAUAUGUACGAUCUCAUUAGGCAUACUGGUUCUCUUUCAGAAUCAGAUGCACGUUUCUAUCUAUGCGAAAUCAUUUGUGCCCUGGAGCACAUUCAUUCACUAAAUAUAGUUCAUUUAGAUGUUAAGCCAGAAAAUGUUUUGUGUGCCUUCGACGGGCACACCUUCCUUUCCGACUUCGAUCGUUCACUUGAUCUUUCAUCAAUCAAAGGAGCACCAACAGCCGACGAUUUCACUGGCACCCCUCUUUUUAUGGCGCCAGAAAUUGCCAAGGGCGAGGCUAUCACCAUCAAGGCUGAUAUUUGGAGCCUCGCGGUACUGGCUGCCGAGAUGCUUUCUGGACCGAUACGACCAAGCGCCCUUGAUGUAAAUGAAGAGUUCCGACAAGCUCGGGAAGGCCGCUUCACAAUUAAAAGAUUAAAGACCCUUACAAAGCCUUUGCAAUCUUUUUUUAGCGCUUGCCUCCAACGCCAACACGCGCACAGGCCCGACAUCCACGGAGUCAAACGACUGCGCUUCCUCAAGUUUAUUGAUUGGGAUAAAGUGCACAGUGGAGCUUUGAAACCUCCCUACAACCCAGCUGAUAUCCGACAUCGACCAGCCAAAGAAGAUCGGUUUAUACUUUCAUCGACGGAUCCUCACUUGCUCUCCAACGCAUACAGCUUAACCAGAAUGCUGGCUCUUGAUCCUGAUCACGCAAAAAAGGUUUCAGACAUAGGUUCAUCAUCUGUCUCUGACACUCAUGUCUUCGAAAUUCCAUCAUUCCUCAAAGGCGUAAGUGAGGGUGAUUUUAAUAAUCUAAUGACGCAAUUUUACUUCGUACAUCCUCGCCUGCAAACCCAAAUUACUUCUGUAGUAUCUCAAUCCUCUUAUUUCCAUGUGCAAGAGGCGCCAAGGCCUCUUGAUUCUUGUAUGACAGAAAAAAUCGAAAGGCGUCGAAGCAGGACAAUAUCUAUGGGCGAUUAA